This is a messenger RNA of Melitaea cinxia (Glanville fritillary), 728 nucleotides long. RefSeq names its product apoptosis regulatory protein Siva-like. Bases 149 to 595 code for a protein of 148 amino acids. The record is from RefSeq and is a predicted model, not a curated record. The transcript is spliced from 4 exons. Gene Ontology annotation, molecular function: CD27 receptor binding. NCBI's taxonomy places the organism in Eukaryota, Metazoa, Arthropoda, Insecta, Lepidoptera, Nymphalidae. Gene Ontology annotation, biological process: extrinsic apoptotic signaling pathway.
ACUGACAUUCACGAGUACAAACACUGACAUUUUAAGCUUUGGUCUUGUUUAUAUUUUUAUAUUUUAUUUUAUUAAUAAGUUUUUUUUACCUACUCUUUUUCUAACUUUAAGUUUAUUUUCAUAGAGUGUUUUCGAUAGUUACUGAAUUAUGGCCAAAAGACCUAAUCCUUACACAGACGACUUUAUUCAACAAAGUAAAACACACGUAGGCCUUAGGCAAUUGAAUAACAAUGAGGAUGGAUUACGAAAAGUUUACGAAAAAACGUUAGAACUAUUGUUCCGCGGAGCAAAAAAAGCACAAAACAGUACACAACAUUGUGAAACUAUACAUGUUGAGCGAAAAGAUGGUAUGAAACAAUUGUUCAUUGGCAAAGACGGUACUCUAUUACACUUUGGAAAUAUGGCAAGAGACAAGAAUAUCCAAGUGCAAUAUUGUAGUUGUAAGGGGCUAAAGGUGGACUGGUGCUCUUACUGUGAAAUACCACUGUGUGUUGUAUGUCAGCACCUGUGCGGAGUCUGCCAACAAUCCUACUGUUCAAAGUGUUCACUAAUCGGGCAGGAGGGCUCAGAAGUUUGUGUUUCAUGUUACACUUAAAAUUAUAAAGUUUAUAGUUAUUUAGUGCUAAUUGUUGAAUAAUACAUAAUGUGAUAAUCAGUUACGGGCUAAGAGCCUUUAAGUGUAUACUUAGUACUAUUAAAUGAGAGAAAUAAAAUAUUUUUGAUUUAAA